GUCAGCAGCGCGAGCUGUGGUUCGUGCCGCCCUUAGCAAGUGGCCGCGAGUCGCCUCACGCGGGUGGCGCUUCACACACGCAGGGGUCGGCGGCUCGUUGGGUGCUGCUCCCCUCAGUUCCCAGCGGCGGCGUGGGAAGGGAAAUGGAACAGCCCGGCUGCUCGCUUCUCUUCGAUUUUACAGCUGUGGCAAAGCCGUGCAAGGCUAAGAUGGGCCUGGGGGAACCUCGCCAGCUCCCGCCUGCGGAAUCGCCUUGUGGCGAGGUGGCGGAAGGGCCCGUUGGGGCACUGAGGAGCAAGGGAUGGAGGAGGGAGGUUAAGGCAGAACCAGCGCUGGGGGUGUGGAAGGAGGCUCGAGCCCCUUGUGCUCGGAAGUGACGAGCGGGCUCCUCCUGCUGCUGGGGAACAUAACCGGGCGGCAGGGCGCGGUAGGGAGCACCCGGCGCCGGGCAAAGGCUGUGCCGGCGGUGCGGCAAUGCAGGUCCCCAUUUUCACGGUUGAUGCCUUUACAAACCGGCCGUUUUGUGGAAACCCCGCGGCAGUUUGUCUGCUCGAAAAUGACUUGGAUGAAGAUUUGCAUCAGAGAAUCGCGACAGAAAUGAACCUUUCGGAAACUGCCUUCAUCAGAAAACUGCACCCUACGGAUGACUUCACCAAAAGUUCCUGCUUUGGACUCCGAUGGUUCACCCCAGCCAAUGAAGUUCCUCUCUGUGGUCAUGCUACACUUGCCUCAGCUGCUGUUUUAUUUCACGUAAAAAAAAACCCGAACUCAGUUCUUACUUUUGUGACUCUGAGCGGGGAACUGAAAACAAGACAAGAGAAAGACCAUAUUGUGCUGGACUUACCGCUUUACUCAACCUACCCACAGGCACUUCAGGAAGUAGAAGAGUUAAUAAAGGCUGCCACUGGUGACAUGAUUGUUCAAGAUCUCCGUUAUUCCCCUGACACAAAGAAACUCCUAGUCCGCCUCAGCGAUGCUUACGAAAGGUCUGUGCUGGAAGAGCUGCAAGUGAGAGCACAAAGUUUUCUGUCAGCUGAAAAAACCGGAAAAGUAAAAGGACUCAUACUUACUCUGAAGGGAAAGUCCAAUGGAAAAGACAAAGGCCAUGAUUUUUACUCCAGAUAUUUUGCACCUUGGUACGGCGUGCUGGAAGACCCUGUUACAGGAUCUGCCCAUGCUGUUUUAAGCAGCUACUGGUCAGAGCAGCUGGGAAAGAAAGAAAUGCUUGCUUUUCAAUGUUCUCGACGUGGAGGAGAGUUGAAGAUUUCACUUCAAAAUAAUGGAAGAGUUGAAAUUGCGGGGCAAUUUGCUAUUGUAUUGAAAGGAAACUUGACUUUAUGAAGAAACUGACACUAACAAUUUAAUCUAUCACACCUUUACAUUAUUCAUAUUGUGUUGAUUAUGUCUUAGUUUUAGGCAGUGAAUUACCACUGUCCUCAAAAAUCUUUGAUUACUUACUGCCCAUUUUUUAAAACUGCUUGAAAGUGUUCACUUUUGAUCUUGAAGAUCCCUGGUAUUGUUUUCUUCACUUUCAUCUCAAGACUUUGCCUGUAAACUGAUCUCAGAAAUUGUCCAAGGACAGCCCUCUUAUUUUUCUGCUCUUAAAUAAUGUUUUUCUUCUUUUUUUUUUUUCCCAAUUUCCACAUUAAAAGCCACUUUACCUCCUGGAUUGAUUUAUAAACUUCUUUAUUUGGUAAAACAAACUGAUUAUAGUCAGCUUACUUUCUCUGCCACACAUUGAAAUGUUUCUUAUGUUCCUUAAUUUACUUGAAUUAAAGCAUGAAGAAAAUACAAAAAUAUUGACAUAGCAAUCCCCUCAAGACUGUUAAAAAAUUGGAAAAAAAAGAGAAAAUGUGAUUGGUUACUGUCAUGUCAUUUACUUUUGAAGGACUGAAGAUUUACUCCUAAAUCAAAAUUUAUUCUCUAAUGUUCUUCUUUGAGCGUACUGCUUCAGAUGUCACUUUUUCCUUUAUUGUUCCUAUCUUCCUCUGGAUUUAUUAGGAAUAUAUUAAGUAAUGGAGUUACUCUAGCUAAAAUUCUUUUUUUCCUUUCAAAUCACUUUUCUCCUAAAAUUUGAAUUAAUUCUUUAGUAAAAUCAUGGAAGCAUAGGGUUUGGAAGAGAACUCUGGAGACCAUCUAGUCCAAUCCCCUGCUGAAGCAUGUUCUCUACAGUAUGUUGCAAAGGAAAGCAUCCACGUGGGUUUUGAUUAUCUCCAGAAGAGACUCCUCAACCUCUCUGGGCAGCCUGUGUUAGUGCUCUGUCAUCCUCACAGUAACAAAGUUCUUUGUCAUGUUCAGAUGGAGCUUCCUGUGUUCCAGUUUGUGCCCAUGGGCCCUUGUGCUGUUGCUGGGCAUUGCUGAAAAAAAGAAUAAUGUGUUUUGAAUUCAAAGGCAUUGUCACAGUGUAGGAACAGCUGAAUCCUAUAUACAGUCCUUUAUAAAUUCUGAGGAACUUACUUGUGCCCAAUUAUUGUAUUUCCAGCCAUUUUGAAUUUUAACACAACUUAUAACUCACUGAAGCCCAAGCAUCUGGGGGCAGAUAACAGUGUGAAAAUCCUAGAAUUUAUUUAAAAUAAAAGUUCCUUGUUAUUGUGGCCACACAAGACUUAUUGAAUAUGUGAUUUAAAUGCACCACAAAGCUUAAGAACUAGGUGGCAAGCAAAUCUCAAAUUGAAAUGUGUAUUUUUCUCUAUUCAGGCUUGCUGAAGUUCAGGGACCUGACAUACAAUUUAUGAAUAUGGAAUCAUUGUAUGCAAGGCACUGCAGUGGAUGCAACUCAACAGCAAUGCUGCAGAGGCAUAUUUUGCAGUCGCUUUGACCUUGUCUUCUCAAAGUCAUCACUUUACAUGUAAUGACUUAGACCUGCUUGAGCCCUCCUGCAAGCUUGUUUUGCUGUACUUGCUCCUUUAGUCUGGUUUAUAAAAGUGUGAGAAUAGUCCAUUGUCUGAGAGGCUUUCAAAAAAAAAACAACCCACCUCUUUAAGAAUAUAAAUGAUCUAAAAAAGCAAUUAUUGUUCAUCUGUUGACAUUUAACAAACAGUACUUUUUUCUUUCUUUUUUCUUUUUUUUACCCAGGGGGGCUAAUAAUGAACAAGGGCUGGGAAAUUUUAUAUAUCUCUGCUAUCUAAAUUUCCUGACUAAAUGAAUAAACUUGCUGCUUAAUGCAUUUUUUUUAAUGGUUUACUACUACUUAGUCUCUUUCAGUUCUGGAUAGAAAAAUCACCAGAGCUCAGGUGGGAUACUAUGCAGUAAUGUGUUUUUAAUCAACAGAUUAGUUAAUCAGCCAUGAUUAAUUAAUGAUGAAUUAAUUAUACCUUAUUGUGCAGUUCUGCUGCCUAAAUUGAGCUUUAAAGGAGUUAUUUUAUUAAUCAUCAUUGUGCUAAUUGCAGACACUUACAGAAGGAUCGCUAAUUAAACAUGCAACCAUAUGCAAAGCAAGCAAGGCUGCUGAGAGUGGCAAGAAAAAGAGCGCUGAUUUUCUAAGUAGCAACUUUAUUGUAAUGAAAUAUUGUACAGUUGACCUGGUGAUCCUAAUUACUCACUAAGACUUAUUUUAGCACAUUGCACAUUUUCAGUCAACGGUAAAGGAGAUUAGUUGUUGGAACAAAUUUUGUCUGUCUUUCCUAAUGGAAAAAGUAAGUUGUGGGAACUUCAAACAAAAUUAUUUAGAAUUUGUGUGGCCUUGUUUCACAUUUUCAUUCAAAGAUUUCACCUACUGCUACUUGAUAGUUGUUAAGUUACUGUGGUACCAAAUUUAAUGUCCAUUACACUUGAAAUGAGUACUGUGACUCAAAGUUACACGAGUUUCACACCAAAAAGAGGAAAGUGGUGUUUAAACUAAGUUAGUUUCUAAGGGCCAACGUCAGUAUGGAAAAAGCAGAUGGGAGACAUUAAUUAAAGACGGAUUUCUGUGAAGAAAAUUCAUCUUCAGCUUAAGCAGCACAACUUUUUAGAUCUUUGUAACUCUAAAAAUAAGAUUUGUGGGCAGCAGAAUUUCAUGGAGAUGUCGUCACUGUGGACUUCCGUCUUUUUUUUUAAUGCGAGUUGUUAGGCCUUUCACAUUAAUUAAAUAAAAUUUAGUUUCAGAGACAUUUUUGUUGGACUGACCAUAUAGUAUUAUUAAAAUUAUCAGUGUAAAACUCAAGUGUUUACUGUGCAAAUUUCUGACAUAGGAUCAUUGCAAGCCACUCUGUGUUUUUGAAUAAAGACCUGGCUGGAUCCAGGAGUCAAGACAUGAAAAUUUAAGUGCACGUUUGCUCACUUCUUUCUUGCGUGCUUCAGAAGUCCAGCUCAUGUAGGAGCUAGGGAAAGCGUACAUGACUUAGAGGAAGGGAGCAAAAUAAGAAAAUAAUCAAUCAGAAGAUAGAAACCAUUAACUCUGCUGCUACAGAAAUGAAUGUACAGGUAAAAGGGAGGAAAGAAAAACAGAAAUCCAGUUUUAUAUAUAGUAAGCCUUUUUACAGUUUUUCUUUAAGGAUUCAUGAAAAUACCUUGCAUUUCUUCUGCGUUAUCUGGAUGAAAAUAGACUGCAUAUAUUAAAAAGUUUUCUUCUGAAAUUGGAAAAUUUUGCGAAAAGUUGAAAUAAAAGAUUUCGCAAAUGUGUACACAACAGGAGGCCAUAGACAGGAGCCAUGUGUUCACAAGGGAUAGGAAGGAAAAUUAGCAACAGAUGAGACAGUUAUUUCUAGGAAAUGAAAGAUUUCUUUGUCUCAGUACUCAUUAGAGUGACAAGGAAACAUGCCAGAAACAGAGGGAACCUUCCCAGGAGAAGAAAUGGAAAAUAGAAGAAAAUUGUGGGUGAUGAUGUAUCAAAUGAAAAUGAAAUUAGUUCAAUUAAAAACUGAGAAAUACCCAAAUUAAGCAGUUUCAUUCUGACCUCAGGAACUUUUUAUUAAUUUGUGUUUGUAGAGGAGUAGAUCUGUCUUAAGAUCAUUACCAAACUUAUAAAAAAGGGCAGAACAAAGAAUAUUUUUACUUGCUGAGUCACUGUCCUUUCUUUAGUUUCCUUCCUUCCUUAUUCCUUCUUUAUUUUCCUUUAUUUCCUUCUACAUUUCCUAAAAGUUGCUGCAAGCUCCAACUGUAAAGUUUCAAAAGAACGUGGAAAUAAAGUAACAGGAAGUAUCGUCCUAAAUAGUAGGAAUGUGCGAGAAAAGUUGACUGGAGUCAGUUUCAGCCCAUGAUGUUUAGACUUAGCAUCUAAAGCACACUACUAAAACAUUGAAUUCUAAAUGUUUCUAAAUUCAUUGCUUUCUGUAGAGAGAAAUUAAAUUUGGUUGCUGUGUUUUUUCCUUAUUCAUUGGUGAAAUAGAACAUCACCUGGUUACAGGAUCCUGAAUCAUAUACACAGAAGUUUUGUGCACUUUCCAAAUGUUCUGUGAUUUUUUUAUGGUACUCUCAAACCAAGGAACCACUUUCCCAUACAUUAUUUUUGUCCUAUUAAAAUUUUAGUAUGGAUAAAAUACACUAGGCAAACACAAGACAAUUUCAAACAUUUCAAUAAUUGAGCAGAAGAAAGAACUUGUAGGGGAUAAAUCAAGUGAGUUUGUGGGGUGGAAAAGGAUAUGUAUCCUCUGUAUAGAGACUACUAUGUGAGUAUAUUUAAAAGUCAUGUUCCCAGUUUCUGUCACUACUUGAAGUUAAUGAUGCUUUGACAGUUUGGAUGCUUUGGGAAUGUAGGCUGAGCAGAUUGCAGCAGAGCUGGAACAAACUCUGAGGCACAAGAAAUCCAGGAACACAAAUUUGAAUCCAGAUGUGUUCUCUACUGACCUAUUGCUUACACAUUUUGGAUCCAAACCAAAGGGGUGUUGCUUGAGUGCCUGUCCAGCCAAGCUCAAUUCCACUUGGAAUUUUUGAAUUUUUAUUCUGUUUCAGAAAGCCUCCUUUUUUCAUAAAUAUUUAUGGUUAUAGACUGAAAUAAAUGAUAAUAAUUAUGAUAAUUUCUGCCACCAUAUUCAGAAGGAAAUGUCUCUUUUCUGAACAAAAAUAAUUGUUUUAAAAACAGCUUUUUGGACUUUAAUGGAUUUAUGAGUAGUAACUUUCUGAAGACACAUUUGAUUGAUGCAGGCAUUUAAUAUCACCGUCUCCAUUCUUACCCGUAUUUUUGAGUAGUAUGCUAACUGUAACUUUCAGCAACCUUAGCAGUUAAUAGCAUCAAUAGAUGAAGUCCCCUAUUAAUAAACAACUGUGGGCAUUUUCUCAAUAAAGUUACAAUUUCAGCAGAAAAAAAAAGAUUAAAAGGAAACACCUGCUCCUGUAAAUUACUCUGCUGCAGGUACCAACCCAGGAGACUCUGCAGAUGGUUGUGUGUUUGCAAACCUGACCUCAACACACCUUCAUCAAUCUCUGACUGAUUGAUUCUUUCUGAAGUAGAGCACACCAUAUCCCAGGGUACUAGAAGACACCUUUGCAUUAGUCCCAGUCAGGAUAACAACUAAUUGGUACUUUUUUUCAUUUUUAGAAGUUCUUAACAAAGAAUGUUUUAGCAUAAAGGAUAAAUUUUCUCAUCAAGCACCAGCACUGACUGGAAGACAGUGCAAUCAUACAGUCCCAGGAAGAAUUACUCGGAAUUGUACUUUAAAAGUUAUAAUCCUUGCUAGAUUUCUCUGAUAACUGGGAGUAUGUGUUAAAUUGCUUUGUGCCCCAGGAUUAUGAGAUUGACAAGAAGAAAUAAAACACUGAUCACUAAAAUGAUACAGCAUGAAUUCAUAUGCUGCCAGUCAAGAAAAAGAGAGGUCCUAAAUUCUGUCUGUUCAUUUUCCCUUUUCCUCUCUUUUUGAGCAUCUUACUUCUAUCUUACUUCUCUUAUUGAGGCCUGAGACUAAUUAUGCCAAGCUGUUCUUAGCUGAGACAAACUCUAUCAUGUGCAUUAUCCAGUGUGCACUUAUGUAGAAGCCUUGUACAAUUUACUGAGUCCAAUCUAAUCAAUACAUCCAUUUGUCUUUGUAGAAUUCGUUAAAUCUGUUCUGGAAAACAAAAAAUAUUUCUGAUAAAAAUGGACACAUGUUUGUGUUCCCUGUUCAGUCUUCCACAUUCCUAUUUUGUGCAAAACUCAGAGGAAAACAAUGAAUGAUGUACUGGUGUGUUUCGGGCUUCAGCGAUACCAGUAAAAUAUUUGGCUUUGUUUCUUUUUCAUUGAACACUUAAAUUUUACAGUUUUUUUACUCUCUGAAUGACUGAUUGGCAUUUAAUGGCUUAAAGAAGGUGUGUUCUUUCCCUGAAGAAGAAGAUAGGGUAAGGGAAUUUAAUCUGUGUGCAGUUUCCCUGAAUUCUUCAUAGAUUCAGAUUUGUUGGAUUGCUGUCUUGGAUUUUUAGGUAAUUUUGAGUGUUUUCUGCAUUUCAUAGAUGCACAGAUAAAAAACCACCAUCUAAGUUAUGGCCUCAAUGCAUAUCACAGAAAGUAAUAUUUCACAAAGAAAUUUAGGUAUUGAAGCCAAUGCAUUGUGAUUUAGGUAUAGUAGAAAGACGUGCAAAUUUGAUAUGAAAAUGUAAGCUUAUGAAGAAUCUAUUAUAUUGCUUGGUAAACUGUGUAGGAAAUGUUUGCAUUUUCUGGUUAAGUUGUGUUUCCUGUUGAUGAUUUUUGAACUUUGUCCUGAACCUGUUGGAACUUCAUGCUGGUUUUUCUGUUAGAUUAAGUAGCCAUUGCUCUAAAGCUUGCAUUCCUGACAUUUUGAUGUGUUAGAACUUGGCCUGGAAGUUUUCCUGGUGUUUAAUUGCAAAAGCAUCACUAAUAAUUUUAACUGAUAGGACUUUUAUUAAAUGCACUAUUAAAUGUCAGCCAGUCUAGAUUACAAAAUUGUAGUUAUUACCGUAUUCAAAUAUUCCUUAAACUAUAAGGAACAACAAAGUGAUACAUACCUUUUUGAUUCUCGAUGGUAUAUGAGGAAGACCAGUUACAAUAGAAGUAUAGCUGCCUCACUGCAUUUUUUGUAUUAGGAAUUAAAGUCUGUGAGUAGGUGAUGAUACAUCCAAUUAAAUGAACACGAUAAUUUUGUACAUUUCAAAGCACAUGUGUUUAACAGAAGUGGCUGCAUGUAUUCUUGAAAAAUCUUUUUAUUUGAAAUUUCCACUGUGAUAUUAAUUAAGGCGAGGAAACUUCCUGAAUUUGGAAUUUGGAUCAUUCCAGAGAAAAUGCUGGUAAAAUCUGAUAUAAUGCUGUCACUUGAGAUUCUUGGUAUCUUUAGAAUAGUAAUCAGCUAGCUAGUAGAAUCAGCUAGCUCCAUGGGAGAACAGUAAACAAAUAACAAGCUUGUUGAUAGUAAAUAUUCAAUCCUUUUUCUGUAUCAGUUUUUAUUCUCUUGUACCUAGUGGGAAACUUUGUUCUUUGUGCAUUCUAAAUCCAUCCAGCAUUAUAUCUGACCAAUCAUCACAUUGUUCCUCUAUUCACAACCGUCUUUAGUACUGGCUUUUAAAGUAUAUCCGUCACAUCUAAUUCAUUAGAGUUUGGAAAUGUGACACUUGGGAGAUCUGAAAAUUUGAAACAUCGCAUGUUACCAUGUGCCUGACUACAACAUCUUAAUCUUUCAGAACUGCAUUUCUUUUUGAUGGAAAAACCUCUGUGGCGUCCUGCUGUCCAUUUGGACAAAAGAGCAGAUGUGUUAUAUGCGUGAAUGCGUGUGUGCUCAUCUGCCUAUGGCAGGAUACAAAAAAUAGAGCUACAAAAGUUCCUUGUUAAGUUGGAAAGCAUUAAUUACAGCAUCAAGCCUUACAGUUAACAGUGUAAACCUUUUUUAAAUUGAGUGUGGAUUACUUAAUUUACAUAAUAGUUUAAUUAUAAAGUCAAAAUGUAAUGGUAAAGUACCACUAAAGAAUGAAAUGAGGUACGUGUGUGUAUAUAUCUAUAAAAAAUACACAUAUAUUUGUGUACGCCAA
Molecule: messenger RNA, 8868 nt
Organism: Numida meleagris (helmeted guineafowl)
Lineage: Eukaryota; Metazoa; Chordata; Aves; Galliformes; Numididae
Gene: PBLD
Product: phenazine biosynthesis like protein domain containing
Exons: 9
Coding region: 475-1341 (288 amino acids)
Biological process (GO): biosynthetic process
Cellular component (GO): cytoplasm
Molecular function (GO): isomerase activity
Source: RefSeq, a predicted model, not a curated record